UGAACAGAGUGUCCCUCCGGGACCGGUGAAGUCAGACCUCACGAGUAGACCGGGAGGGUCAAAGAGGGCCACCUUAUCAGCGGCGCCGAGAGCGCGCAGCCCAGACGCGCCAGAAGCUGCAGGAGGAGGUUUGGACUGUGAGGAAAUGAACUGUGAGUGACGGACUGGAAUUGGAGUGAUUUGGGAGAAAUGGUACAGCCCGGUUGCCCAGAGCACCCUGCACCACGUGCUCCAACCCCAGCGAACACCCCGGGGAACUGUGCGGCGCUAGCGCAGCGGCCAGGAUGGAGCUGCCUCCCCGCGGCCGAGCGCCGGACUCGCCGCUGGACAGCGGCUCCCUGACCUCUCUGGAGUCCAGUGUCUUCUGCAGCGAGGGCGAAGGGGAGCCCCUGGCUCUCGGGGACUGCUUUACUGUCAACGUGGGCGGCAGUCGCUUCGUGCUCUCGCAGCAGGCGCUGUCCUGCUUCCCGCACACGCGCCUCGGCAAGCUGGCGGUGGUGGUGGCUUCCUACCGCCGCCCUGGGGCACUGGCCGCCGUGCCCAGCCCUCUGGAGCUUUGCGAUGACGCUAACCCGGUGGACAACGAGUACUUCUUCGACCGCAGCUCGCAGGCGUUCCGCUAUGUCCUGCACUACUACCGCACUGGCCGCCUGCACGUCAUGGAGCAGCUGUGCGCGCUCUCCUUUCUGCAGGAGAUCCAGUACUGGGGCAUCGACGAGCUCAGCAUCGACUCCUGCUGCAGGGACAGAUACUUCAGAAGAAAGGAGUUGAGUGAAACUUUAGACUUCAAGAAGGACGCAGAAGACCAAGAGAGUCAUCAUGAGAGUGAGCAGGACUUCUCACAAGGCCCUUGCCCCACUGUCCGGCAGAAGCUCUGGAAUAUCCUGGAGAAGCCUGGGUCUUCCACAGCUGCCCGAAUCUUUGGGGUCAUCUCCAUCAUCUUCGUGGCGGUGUCCAUUGUCAACAUGGCUCUGAUGUCAGCUGAGUUAAGCUGGCUGGACCUGCAGCUUCUGGAGAUCCUGGAGUACGUGUGCAUCAGCUGGUUCACCGGCGAGUUUGUCCUGCGCUUCCUCUGCGUACGGGACAGAUGCCGCUUCCUGAGAAAGGUGCCCAACAUCAUAGACCUCCUGGCCAUCUUGCCCUUCUACAUCACUCUUCUAGUGGAAAGCCUGAGCGGGAGCCAGACCACACAAGAGCUGGAAAACGUGGGGCGCAUAGUCCAGGUUUUGAGACUGCUGAGGGCUCUGCGCAUGCUAAAGUUGGGCAGACAUUCUACAGGUUUACGCUCUCUUGGGAUGACCAUCACCCAGUGUUACGAGGAAGUUGGCCUGCUACUCCUAUUUCUGUCUGUGGGAAUUUCCAUAUUUUCAACUGUAGAAUACUUCGCUGAGCAAAGUAUUCCGGACACAACAUUCACAAGUGUCCCUUGUGCAUGGUGGUGGGCCACAACAUCUAUGACUACCGUGGGCUAUGGGGACAUUAGACCAGACACCACCACAGGCAAAAUUGUGGCCUUCAUGUGUAUAUUAUCUGGAAUCCUUGUCUUGGCCUUGCCAAUUGCUAUUAUUAACGAUCGCUUCUCUGCUUGCUACUUCACCUUGAAACUCAAGGAGGCAGCUGUUAGACAGCGUGAAGCUCUGAAGAAGCUCACCAAGAAUAUAGCCACUGACUCAUAUAUCAGCGUUAAUUUAAGAGAUGUCUAUGCCCGUAGUAUCAUGGAGAUGCUCCGAUUAAAAGGCAGAGAAAGAGCAAGCACUAGGAGCAGCGGGGGAGAUGAUUUCUGGUUUUGAAUUCAUUUUCAAUUUAUUUACAAUAGCUGUGUACAAUUAACUGGUAAAGCCGUGACAUGAAUGUCUGUA
This is a messenger RNA of Nycticebus coucang (slow loris), 1859 nucleotides long. RefSeq names its product potassium voltage-gated channel modifier subfamily V member 1 (gene KCNV1). Gene Ontology annotation, cellular component: voltage-gated potassium channel complex; membrane. Gene Ontology annotation, biological process: potassium ion transmembrane transport; protein homooligomerization. Gene Ontology annotation, molecular function: protein binding; voltage-gated potassium channel activity. The transcript has 5 exons. The coding region runs from base 285 to 1790 and encodes 501 amino acids. Lineage: Eukaryota; Metazoa; Chordata; Mammalia; Primates; Lorisidae. The record is from RefSeq and is a predicted model, not a curated record.